Mustela erminea (ermine) is the source of this 6074-nucleotide messenger RNA. RefSeq names its product protein tyrosine kinase 7 (inactive) (gene PTK7). The record is from RefSeq and is a predicted model, not a curated record. The transcript is spliced from 21 exons. Lineage: Eukaryota; Metazoa; Chordata; Mammalia; Carnivora; Mustelidae. Gene Ontology annotation, biological process: homophilic cell-cell adhesion; synapse organization; protein phosphorylation. The coding region runs from base 1930 to 5250 and encodes 1106 amino acids. Gene Ontology annotation, cellular component: plasma membrane; neuronal cell body; axon. Gene Ontology annotation, molecular function: axon guidance receptor activity; protein kinase activity; ATP binding.
UUUUCCAGUUUCACACCUUUUAAGCCUGGUGGUAACAUAAUCAAUUAUGUUGUAUUGUGUCUUAGUUUAACCGGGACCAUCUCCUUUUAGCGGAACACAGAUAACAGUGCAUCUUAAAAUUGGUGACACCUUUGAAAUUCAGUGUAUGAGAAGGACUUAGACUGUCCUAGAGUGAAUCAUAAAAGAUAGUUAUCAUACGAGGGUGAUUUAUUUACAGGUCUGCUUUUGUUUGCCAUCCACCAGUAACUUUCAGUAGAAACUGUUUCCUUUUUAGUGUGGCACAUGAAUAACAAAUGAUGCUUAAGGCACCAGGCAUCAUGCUAGGUUGAGUAUGUGAGAGGGUGGGGGGAGGCACUGUAAGUCUUCAGAAGGCAAGAGAUGUCUAGAAAAGGAGGCGGAUGUCCCUAGGAGGGCAGACAGACAAUUAUGGAAAGAAAAUCCUUUUCUAAUGGUAGAGUCUCCACUUUGAAAAGCUGCGCUAUUCCUGGGGGAGGCUAGAGACUCAUUCCAGGAAUGGAUUGUCUGGGAGGCACAUCAAGACAGAACCAGAAGAGAGUAAUUAACAAGGCAAGAUGCAGAGAAGCACCAAAGAAGGGGGACCCAGAAAAUGCCAGGCAUUCGGAGGAUGGAACCGUGAGUGGGGGCAGGCAGGAGACAGACAGGAGCUGGUAGCAUUUCCUUUUCCUCCCAGGCUGUGCAGUGGUGUGGGUUGGAGCCAAGUUUUGUGGAGACAACGGAUGCCAUUCUUUCUGCUUGGUGCUAUCUAGGCGUUUGCUUGAGAGCACCUUCCUCCCCCACCCCCAGGACUAGAGUGGCCCAAAGGCUGGGGAGUUCAUCAUUUGCUUGAGUUCUGGUUUAUCUGAUGGUAGGAUGGAUUAACUGCAGAGUUGGGGUUUAGAUGGUAGACAGAGGAAGAGAUCUCUUUCAUAUGCAUUAGUGAAAGUGAAGAGCAAAACUUUUUGAUUUCCUUUUUUAAAAAAUGGAUUGCUGUGUAAGCCUUCCAGAUGUUUACUUCUACCUCAUAGGGGUUUCAGAAUACAUUCUUUCUGUGUUGUUGUCUAGAAUUUUAACCCUCGAUAGGUGUGCCCAGCUAGGAAAGGGUCUGAUUAAUGGAUCCCUUUUGGAAGGCAAGAACUUAGAAGGCCCAGGGUCUAGGAGACGCAGCUCCUGUAUGAAGUGAAUGCCCUUUUUUUGCUUCCGUUGGCUUCCUUGGCAGUGUCUUGAAGAAGAAUAAGGUAUUGUGGCAGAUGUGUCUUGAACAAUCAGGAAGAAUGGUUUUGAGGUUAAAGAAAUUCCAGUGCUCUUCUCCUAAAAGCCUUUGAUGUAGUGGUAUUUAAAUCCUCAAAAAGGGCAUUUUUUGAGAAUAUAGAAAUUAUUUGGGAGGCCCGCUAAAGCCCAGUGUGAAGUGUUCUUCUGGGGAAGCCAGUCUCGUCGGCUUCUCUGUCCUGUGAGGAUUGAAAAGAGGGAGUGGUGCUUUUCAAACCAGGUCAGCAAAGACUUUGAAGCCCUUUUUAUAUCUCGGGCACCCAGAGAGAUACCUGUGGGCCCUCAGUGCUCCUGAUUUUGGUCAGUUUGGGUCUAACAUCCCCUAUUCCUUAUUUACAUCCACGACCAGAACAACCUAGAGAGGACUUGGAUGGACUUCUGGGGGUCUCUUGCCAGCUGCUGGCCUCCGGGGUGAUGGCUGUGGCGUUAACAGCUGCUUGUUCUGGUCCAGGCUGCUGCCCCAGCCCCAGGGAGAGGUGUUGAUGGGGUAUAUGAUCAGGCCGAUGGGAACGGCAAAUCCCCCUGAGCCCAUGUUGGAAGUGAAUUAGCGGAAGGUUGCUCUUAGACUCCUGACAAAUUGCUUUCAGUUCCUGCGGCCAAAAAGAGAACUCUGAAAACAGGGUGUAAAUUGGGUUAUUUACACUCCCUGUUUUUGUUGCUGCCAUGAAGUUGGUGAAGGAGGGCAUGGGUCCAAGUGAGCUUUUCAGGAUCUUGGUUGCUCUGUUCCUCAGGUACCUGGCAUCAGGAAUCCGAAGGAGAAUCACUAAAAUUGGUUCCAAGGCUGCCAUUUUCCAGAAGAGGAAACUGAGGACCCAGAGAAGGAAAUUAAAUUGGCCAAGAUGGGAUAAAGGUGCCCAGGCAGCCCUUGUCUUCAUCAAGGAGCCAUCCUCCCAGGAUGCACUGCAGGGGCGCCGGGCGCUGCUCCGCUGUGAGGUCGAGGCCCCAGGCCCGGUGCAUGUGUACUGGCUGCUGGAUGGGGCCCCCGUCCGGGACACCGAGAGGCGUUUCGCCCAGGGCAGCAGCCUAAGCUUUGCUGCUGUGGAUCGGCUGCAGGACUCUGGAGCCUUCCAGUGCGUGGCGCGGGACAACACCACGGGAGAGGAGGUCCGCAGUGCCAACGCCUCCUUCAACAUCAAAUGGAUUGAGACCGGCCCUGUGGUUCUGAAGCACCCAGCCUCAGAAGCCGAGAUCCAGCCUCAGACCCAGGUUACACUGCGCUGUCACAUUGAUGGGCACCCUCGGCCCACCUAUCAGUGGUUCCGAGAUGGGAACCCCCUCUCCGAUGGCCAGAGCAAUCACACGGUCAGCAGCAAGGAGCGAAACCUGACCCUCCGGCCAGCCAGCCCGGAGCACAGUGGCCUCUACUCCUGCUGUGCCCAAAAUGCCUUUGGGCAGACCUGCAGCAGCCAGAACUUCACCUUGAGCAUUGCUGAUGAGAGCUUUGCUAGGGUAGUGCUGGCGCCUCAGGACAUUGUGGUGGCAAGGAAUGAGGAGGCCAUGUUCCACUGUCAGUUCUCAGCCCAGCCACCCCCGAGCCUGCAGUGGGUCUUUGAAGAUGAGACUCCCAUCACUAACCGCAGCCGCCCCCCGCACCUCCGCAGAGCCACUGUGUUUGCCAAUGGGUCCCUGCUGCUGACCCAGGUCCGGCCGCGCAACGCAGGGGUCUACCGCUGCAUAGGCCACGGGCAGAGGGGCCCUCCCGUCAUCCUUGAGGCCACACUUCACCUGGCAGAGAUUGAAGACAUGCUGCCAUUUGAGCCACGGGUGUUCACAGCUGGCCGUGUGGAGCGCGUGGCCUGCUUGCCCCCCCAGGGCCUGCCGGAGCCCCGUGUGUGGUGGGAGCAUGCGGGAGUCCGGCUGCCCACCCACGGCAGAGUCUUCCAGAAGGGCCAUGACCUGGUGUUUGCUGGAACCAUCGAGAGUGACGCUGGUGUCUACACUUGCCAUGCAGCCAACCUGGCCGGUCAGCGGCGACAGGAUGUCAACAUCACUGUAGCCACUGUGCCCACGUGGCUGAGGAAGCCCCAGGACAGCCAGCUGGAGGAGGGCAAGCCAGGCUACUUGCAUUGCCUGACCCAGGCCACCCCCAAACCCACAGUCAUCUGGUACAGAAACCAGAUGCUCAUCUCAGAGGACUCGCGGUUCGAAGUCUCCAAGAAUGGGACCUUGCGUAUCAACAGUGUGGAAGUGUAUGAUGGCACAUGGUACCGCUGUGUGAGCAGCACCCCAGCCGGCAGCAUUGAGGCCCAGGCCCGUGUCCAAGUGCUGGAAAAGCUCAAAUUCACACCACCGCCCCGGCCGCAGCAGUGCAUGGAGUUUGACAAGGAGGCCACGGUACCCUGCUCAGCCACAGGCCGAGAAAAGCCCACUAUUAAGUGGAUUCGGGCAGAUGGGAGCAGCCUCCCCGAGUGGGUGACAGACAACGCUGGGACCCUGCACUUCUCCAGGGUGACUCGUGAUGACGCCGGCAACUACACUUGCAUCGCCUCCAAUGGGCUGCAGGGCCAGAUCCGUGCCCAUGUCCAGCUCACUGUGGCAGUUUUCAUCACCUUCAAGGUGGAGCCAGAGCGCACGACCGUGUACCAGGGCCACACGGCCCUGCUGCGCUGUGAGGCCCAGGGAGACCCUAAGCCGCUCAUUCAGUGGAAGGGCAAAGACCGCAUCCUGGACCCCACCAAGCUGGGACCUAGGAUGCAGAUCUUCCAGAAUGGCUCCCUGGUGAUCCAUGACGUGGCCCCCGAGGACUCGGGCCGCUACACCUGCAUCGCGGGCAACAGCUGUAACAUCAAGCACACGGAGGCCCCCCUCUAUGUUGUGGACAAGCCAGUGCUGGAGGAGUCUGAGGGUCCAGGCAGCCCUCCCCCCUACAAGAUGAUCCAGACCAUCGGGCUGUCUGUGGGUGCUGCUGUGGCCUACAUCAUUGCCGUGCUGGGCCUCAUGUUCUACUGCAAGAAGCGCUGCAAGGCCAAGCGCCUCCAGAAGCAGCCGGAGGGCGAGGAGCCCGAGAUGGAGUGUCUCAACGGUGGGCCUUUGCAGAACGGGCAGCCCUCCGCGGAGAUCCAAGAGGAAGUGGCCCUGACCAGCUUGGGCUCCGGCCCUGCGGCCACCAACAAACGCCACAGCACAACUGAUAAGAUGCAUUUCCCGAGGACCAGCCUGCAGGCCAUCACCACACUGGGGAAAAGUGAGUUUGGGGAGGUGUUCCUGGCGAAGGCGCAGGGCGUGGAGGAGGGGGUGGCAGAGACCCUGGUGCUUGUGAAGAGCCUCCAGAGCCGAGACGAGCAACAGCAGCUGGACUUCCGGAGGGAGUUCGAGAUGUUCGGGAAGCUGAACCAUGCCAAUGUGGUGCGGCUCCUGGGGCUGUGCCGGGAAGCCGAGCCCCACUACAUGGUGCUGGAGUACGUGGACCUGGGAGACCUCAAACAGUUCCUGAGGAUUUCCCAGAGCAAAGAUGAAAAACUGAAGCCACAGCCCCUCAGUACCAAGCAGAAGGUGGCACUGUGCACCCAGGUGGCCCUGGGCAUGGAGCACUUGUCCAACAAUCGUUUUGUGCACAAGGACCUGGCCGCUCGGAACUGCCUGGUCAGCGCCCAGAGACAGGUGAAGGUGUCGGCCCUGGGGCUCAGCAAGGACGUGUACAACAGUGAGUACUACCACUUCCGCCAGGCCUGGGUGCCACUGCGCUGGAUGUCCCCCGAGGCCAUCCUGGAGGGUGAUUUCUCCACCAAGUCGGAUGUUUGGGCGUUUGGCGUGCUGAUGUGGGAAGUGUUCACCCACGGAGAGAUGCCCCACGGCGGGCAGGCGGAUGAUGAAGUUCUGGCCGACUUGCAGGCUGGAAAGGCUAGACUCCCACAGCCUGAGGGCUGCCCUUCCAAGCUCUACCGUCUGAUGCAACGCUGCUGGGCCCUCAGCCCCAAGGACCGGCCGUCCUUCAGCGAGAUCGCCAACACCUUGGGAGACAACCCUGCAGACAGCAAGCCGUGAGGAAGGAGCCCAGGCAGGCUGUGCCUCAGGAUGGCAUGGGCAGGGGAGGAUUUCUUCCCACAGCAUGAUGGGCAAGAUCCCUGUCUUCCUUGGCCCCAGGAGCCCUGCCCUGGGACCACAGGCACUAUUAAGGUCUGGGCAGGGCCUGGACUUUCCUCCUCUCCCUCAUCCUCAGCCCUGGGGAGGCUGAUUCAGACCCAGACUGAGUGACUAGGGCCUUGAGCUGGGCAGCCUUCUCUGCCACCCCUUUCCCCAUCAGGGACAGUGUGGGUACCUCAGGUAACCCCAAUUUCUGGCCUGGGUCUCCUCCCAUUGACCAGGUCCAGUUCUGCCACUCACCUGCCAAGUUGGCCCAGGGAGGGCUAGGCUGGAGAUGAGCCGGGUCUGAGGGGAGUUCCUUAAUAUACUCAAGUUUCUGGAUAGUUCUGGUCCCUGGGGCCCACCCUGGGCUCUGCACCAGGAUUAUGGAGGAUGCGCCAGUGAAUCCUCCCCCCCCCCCGUGGACUUGUGCACACUGACCCAGACCCAUGCCGCCUCCUCACCCUUCUCUCCUUUCCUCAUCCUAAGUGCCUGGCAGAUGAAGGAGUUUUCAGGAGCUUUUCACACUAUAUAACCCGCCCUUUUUGUAUGCACCAUGGGCGGCUUUUGUAUGUACUUGCAGCGUGGGGUGGGGGGCAUGCGAGGGAGGGGUGGGCCCUGGAGGAGGUGGGAGGGUGGGCCACCCCUGCCUCACACCUUUAUUGUUGUUGUUGUUGUUUGUUUGUUUUGUUUUGUUUUGUUUUUUUUAAACACUCGCUGCUCUCAAUAAAGAAGCCUUUUUUACA